AUGAGGGUUCAAUGGUUGGCUGCUCUUCUUGGCGUUCUAGCAAGCAAAGAUUUUGCCUCGCAGGUGCUCGCUGAUGUGCCUGCAUAUGUCAACGACUAUGGCUAUGAUCGGGAGGCGCACGGCAUUCAUCCCGUCCAGGUGUACAAGUCGACGGACGUUGUCGUUCCGCAUCUCAACCUCCUGCAGCGUGACACGGCAUGCGAAAGCUCGCUUUACACAUUAAUGACGCCAAGGGGGCAAGCUACGCGAGAGGCGCAAGCGACCAUCCUAGAUCACAACGGCCACCUGAUAUGGACGACCAGAUGGCAUGACCAGCAACUCUACAACCUGAUGGUCCAGGAAUAUAGAGGCGACAACUACCUGACCUUCUGGGCGGGAAACGAUGCCGUCGGGGGUCAUGGCGCGGGCUUCUAUUAUAUGCUCGACAAGUUUUACAACGAGUUCAAGAAAGUUGGCGCGGCGAACGGCCUCGACGGUGACCUGCACGAUUUCCGGAUAACCCAGGAUGGAACCGCCCUUAUCACCGUGUACCAAAUCGUACCCGUGGAUCUUACCAUUGUCGGAAAGGCUGCCGAUGGUCCCGUCUGGGACUGUCUGAUCCAGGAGAUCGACCUCGAGACUGGAGAGGCCAUUUUCGAAUGGCGUGCACUCGACCACUACAAUGUGACGGACAGCUACCGAGAUGUGGGCGGCGACGGCGAGGGCGACAGGGCGUGGGAUUUUUUUCACAUGAACAGCAUCGACAAGGACUCCAAAGGGAACUACCUGGCCUCGGCUCGUUAUACCCACAGCCUCACCUACAUCAACGGCAGCACGGGUGAAAUCAUCUGGAUUCUCGGCGGCAAGAGGAACAUGUUCAAUGAUUUAUCUGGCGGUUCGGCCACCGACUUCGCCUAUCAGCACGAUGCACGUUGGUCCGAUAACGAGACGACCAUCACCAUGUUCGACAACGGAGUGGACGAUUUCCAUCCGACAAUCGCGACCACUCGAGGUCUCAGGGUUCGGCUGGACGAAGAAGCCAUGACGGUGGCUCUAGCUGCGCAGUACAUCAACCCGCAAAAUAUCCACGGAAUCUCCCAGGGAUCCUGCCAAACGCUGCCGAACGGCAAUACUAUCUUAGGCUACGGCAAUACGGCCGCUUUCACCGAGUUCGCACAUGACGGCACCGUCCUCUGCGAUACGCACUUCGCGCCCCAGAGCGGCUUUGGCAAAGGCGCCGUUCAGUCCUAUCGAGUCUACAAAUACGACUGGGUAGGCUGGCCAGCCGAGCCGCCGGCGGCAGUCAUCGCGCAGGACAGCACGGAUGACUGGGCCUUCUACGUGAGUUGGAACGGCGCGACCGAGGUGUCGACAUGGCUGCUUCAGGGAUCCGAAAAGUCCAACGGCACCGACCACGACUGGGUGGAUCUCGACACGGUAUACAAGGAGGAGUUCGAGACGGAAUUCACGCUGAGGAAAUGGUACCCGACGUACUUGCGCGCCGUUGCAAAAGACUCGACGGGUAUCGUGCUGGGGUCUACUGACCCGCUGGAUUUCAACUCAACCAACAGGUUAUGGAAACCUCAAACCCUGCGUGUGGAGGAAGACGAGGACUUUGCAAUACGGACUUUGGUCAUUUUCUGCGGGGUACUCAGUUUAGGGAUGUUGCUACAAAUUGCUCGUUCAGCAUGGCAUUCAUAG
Pseudomassariella vexata is the source of this 1680-nucleotide messenger RNA. RefSeq names its product ASST-domain-containing protein. The transcript is spliced from 2 exons. The record is from RefSeq and is a predicted model, not a curated record. Bases 1 to 1680 code for a protein of 559 amino acids. NCBI's taxonomy places the organism in Eukaryota, Fungi, Ascomycota, Sordariomycetes, Amphisphaeriales, Pseudomassariaceae.